GGCCCAGUUUUUCUGUUUUUUGUUUUUUUUUGUCCUUUGAUUCAAUAAUGUUUCUGGUCAUCACAGGAAUCGAACCCUCUGACGAGCAGGUCUGAAAAAAACUCUGACAAGGAAAGGAAACGAUGAGCCUCCUGCUCCUCCUCCGCCUGGGGUCGGUGGACGCAGCACUGACCCCUCCUGUUUAAGAUUCUGUCCUGAACAGACGCAGCUUGUUGCGCAGGCGCAGCUCAUUGAGUUUGGAUGAAAGCGGAGCGAGGAGAGGAAAGGAGCGCAGAGGAGGAGGAGGAUUGGAUCGGACCGGACCGGACCGGACUGGACUGGUCUACUGGAGCCGGACUUGGACUCGGACUGGCAGCAGGAGGACAUGGAGGUGCAGAGGAGGAGCAGCAGCAUCAGCAGUGAGAGGAGGAGGAUGAAGGAGGUGCAGAGCGGAGACAGAGUGACUCUGAAGAAGGAGAUCGGUCUGUUGAGCGCCUGCACCAUCAUCAUAGGAAACAUCAUUGGCUCUGGGAUCUUCAUCUCUCCGAAGGGCGUCUUGGAGCACUCUGGUUCUGUUGGUUUGGCCUUGGUGGUCUGGGUCCUGGGAGGAUGCAUCGCAGGUUUAGGCUCUAUGUGCUACGCUGAGCUGGGCGUCACCAUCCCUAAAUCUGGAGGAGACUACUCCUAUGUGACGGAGAUCUUUGGUGGACUGAUGGGGUUUCUCCUCCUGUGGAGCGCCGUCGUCAUCAUGUACCCGACCACGCUGGCCGUCAUCGCCCUCACCUUCUCCAACUACGUCCUGCAGCCCGUCUUCCCAAACUGUGUUCCACCGUACAUGGCCACUAGGAUGCUGUCAGCCACCUGUCUGUUGCUGCUGACCUGGGUCAACUGCUCCAGCGUCCGUAUGGCCACCAGGAUCCAGGAUGUGUUCACUGUGGGUAAACUCAUGGCUCUGGGUCUGAUCAUCGUGGUGGGCCUGGUCCAGAUCUUCAACGGGAACUACGAGGGCCUGACUCCUCAGGUGGCCUUUUCUAUGGACAGGGCGCCCUCUGUUGGUCAGAUUGCUCUGGCCUUCCUUCAGGCCUCCUUUGCCUUCAGUGGCUGGAACUUCCUGAACUAUGUCACCGAGGAAGUGGUGGAACCCAGACGGAACCUCCCUCGUGCCAUCUUCAUCUCCAUUCCACUGGUCACCUUUGUGUACACCCUCACCAACAUCGCCUACUUCUCCUCCAUGUCUCCGGAGGAGCUGCUGUCGUCCAAUGCUGUGGCUGUAACGUUUGGAGAGAAGCUCCUGGGAAUGUUCUCUGUCAUCAUUCCCAUCUCCGUGGCUCUGUCCACCUUUGGAGGCAUCAACGGUUACCUGUUCACCUCCUCCAGGUUGUGUUUCUCAGGAGCCAGAGAAGGUCACCUGCCCAGUCUGCUGGCCAUGAUCCACUACAGGAAGCGGACGCCCAAUCCUGGUCUGGUGGUCUUUCCUCAGUGCACCGCCACCAUCGUCAUUCUCUGCAUCGGAGAAACGCACAACCUGAUCAACUACGUCUCCUUCAUCAACUACCUGUCCUACGGGGUCACCAUCGCAGGCCUGCUCUUCUACCGCUGGAAGAAACCUGACCUUUACCGACCCAUCAAGGUGAACCUGCUGGUUCCUGUGGGUUACCUGAUGUUCUGGGCUCUGCUGCUGGCCUUCAGUCUGUACUCAGAGCCCGUGGUCUGUGGAGUGGGUCUGGUCAUCAUGUUGACUGGUGUACCAGUCUACUUUCUGGGUGUCCACUGGAGAGAAAAACCAAAGUGUAUCUACAGCUUCAUUGAAAAGGCCACCUACCUGGGACAGAGGUUGUGUUUCGUGGUCUUUCCCCAGAUUGACCCUGUAGAGGUCGCCAACCCUCCAGGGUGGACUGACCAUUCACCCAGCACAGGCACUUUCUCUGGCCGUUCUUAGAACUGUUGUGAACAUGUGAAGCUCUUCCAUCCUGUGGUCGAGGACCGUCACUGUUUCUGCUUUGGGAUCAUCGGUCCUCGGUUAGAUCCCAAACCUCCUGAGAUUUCUCCUGAGCAUGGAUGCUGCUUUUCUCCUCUUUUUUGUCUUCUAGUCCAGACAGAACCACACUGUGAGAGACCUCUGCCGUCCUGUGGCACACGUGGCUUCUGGACCCUGCUGGUCUGACAGCUAGGUGUUGCUGUUGUGUUCUGGUGCCUUUUCACAUGCACUCACAUCAGGUCAAGGGGUCAACUUUUCACACUGUUCAAAACAUCUGGACCAAGAUCAGUUCUACACAUGCCCACUCUGGCAGCCUGGUGUCGCUGUCGUCUCAUGACUGUGUGUUACUGUCAGAGGCAGAUUCUCAGCUAACACUCACUGUUUCACUGUUAACAACAAACAGAGGUUGAAGAGUGACGACCGGCUGAACAUGAACCACUUCCUGUCCAUCAAGGACAUCAUCCUGAGUGUUGGAAUUCACCAGUGUGUGUGUGUGUGUGAAAGCCUUCCUUUCAGUACAAACUGUUGUUCAACUGUUAGACUUUAUUAGGUUCCAGUAGGAGGCAGACUUCAGAUAUAUAUAUAAAAAUAUAUAUUAUAUAUAUAUAAAUAUAUAUAUAUCUGAAGUCUGCCUCCUAGUGGUCGAUUUUAGGAGUCAAUCAAGCCUGUGCAUAUUUUCCCCUGUGGUGUUUAAAUAUCUAUUGUCCUCUAAAAAAGAAGCUAAGACUAUAAAAUAAACUCCUAAUGAAACUUUUUUAAAAUCAGCCUCCCCCUUGUGGCUAAACAAUGUAAUUGUUGUUGUAUGUUGAUACCGCCAUGAGUGAGUUUUGUCCUUUAUUCAUGAUCCACUGCAGGCCAUACGACCCACCCGGGUGGGUCCAAUCAACCGGAAGUGACAUCAUUAAAUGACCUUGUCUGAUAUACUAGCUGAGAUCCCACAGCUACACUGACGCACACACACAAACACACACACUAACGUUUGUACCGUGACAACGGGUAAUGUGGAACAAAUGUGAUACAACCCGCUGUUUCGCGGUAUUUAUUUGCUGUAUAAAUGGCGUUAUGUAACGCUGGUGCCUGGUACCGAAAUGGCGUUCAUAUGAAACUGUUCUUGUGUCCUCAAUCAUGGACCUCACGUUAGAACCAAAGUUGAACACGUCCUGUCAAAACUGUCAGAUGGGAACACCGUUUCCUUCCCGUGACUUUCCAAAAUGAAUGAGAAACGUAGUCAACAAAUAAUUUAUUUAAAAACUCAUCA
Cynoglossus semilaevis (tongue sole) is the source of this 3215-nucleotide messenger RNA. RefSeq names its product solute carrier family 7 member 10b (gene slc7a10b). The coding region runs from base 365 to 1918 and encodes 517 amino acids. The record is from RefSeq and is a predicted model, not a curated record. The transcript is spliced from 11 exons. Gene Ontology annotation, cellular component: membrane. Gene Ontology annotation, biological process: D-alanine transmembrane transport; D-serine transmembrane transport. NCBI's taxonomy places the organism in Eukaryota, Metazoa, Chordata, Actinopteri, Pleuronectiformes, Cynoglossidae. Gene Ontology annotation, molecular function: L-amino acid transmembrane transporter activity; neutral L-amino acid transmembrane transporter activity.